ACGCCCCCCCCAGAAGGCCCCCUCCCCCACCAUUGAAAGCCAUGAAUUUUGAAUUUGAGAGGGAGAUUGGGUUUAUAAACAGCCAGCCAUCGCUCGCCGAGUGUCUGACUUCCUUCCCCGCUGUCUUGGAGACAUUUCAAACUUCAUCAAUCAAGGAGUCGACAUUAAUUCCUCCUCCUACUUUGGAGCAAACCUUCCCCAGCCUCCGACCCGGCGCCUCCACCCUUCAGAGACCCGGGAGCCAAAAGCAAGCCGAAGAUGGGCCUGCACUGCUGCUGCCGCCGCCGCUCCCCGCCGCUCCCCCAGCCCCCGAGUUCCCCUGGAUGAAAGAGAAGAAAUCCUUCAAGAAACCCAGCCAAUCUGCCACCUCGCCUUCUCCGGCCGCCUCCUCGGUCCGGGCCUCCGGGGUCGGAUCACCUUCAGAUGGCCCGGGACUGCCUGAGCCCGGCGGCGGCGGCGGUGGGUCGCGCAGGCUGCGCACCGCAUACACCAACACGCAACUGCUGGAGCUGGAGAAGGAAUUCCACUUUAACAAGUACCUGUGCCGGCCGCGGCGCGUCGAGAUCGCGGCCUUGUUGGACCUCACCGAAAGGCAGGUCAAAGUCUGGUUCCAGAACCGACGCAUGAAGCACAAGCGGCAGACACAGCACCGGGAGCCGCCGGACGGGGAGCCAGCCGGCCCCGGAGCCCUGGACGACACAGCAGACCCAGCGGAGGAGCCGGCGAUCAGCCCGGGCCGCCCGGCAGCCUCUCGGGCGCUCCGGGAAGCCUGCUUCCCCCCUGCCGAGGUCGCGCAGGGAACCUCGGGCGCACUGGGGCCCGGGCCUUUGGCUGCUCGCUUACAGAGUGUGGGCGCGCCGAGCCCCGGCUGUGCGCUGCGCCGAGUGGGCGGGCUGGAACCCGAGCGGUUGCCCGAAGACGCCUUCCCUGAGCGGCAGGAUUCGCCUUUCCUGCCCGAUCUCAACUUCUUGGCUGCAGACUCCUGUCUCCAGCUGUCCGGAGGCCUUUCUCCCAGUCUACAGGGCUCGCUAGACAGCCCGGUCCCCUUUUCCGAGGAAGAGCUGGACUUCUUCACCAGCACGCUCUGUGCCAUUGACUUGCAGUUUCCCUAACCGUUCUCUUCCCAUCCUUUCCACCCAGUCCUCCUUGGCUUUUGGAAAACAAAAACAAAGACAAAAACCGAACCUCCUCCACCCCUAGUCACAUUUUACUUAUGUGUUUUUGCUAAAAUUCAGGUAUUCAUGAAUUAGCGCUUAAUUCACUCCCUUUCUCUUUUUAAAACCACCCAGAAAAUUCCCAUUUGAUAAACUCCUCCAACGAAAUCUCAGGAAUAAUUAAAACUCCAGCGGGAGACGGGGGGGGAGGAGGAGGGUUUUCUUAAAAAGAACUAGAGGGACCUAUUUUCCUCUUUUUUAAGUUUUAGACUGUAGAUUAUUUAUUAAAAUUCUUUAAUAAUAGGUAAAGGGGAAAUUAUUUAUUGUACAUUAUUUUCAUAGAUUAAAUAAAUGUCUU
Molecule: messenger RNA, 1512 nt
Organism: Nannospalax galili (Upper Galilee mountains blind mole rat)
Lineage: Eukaryota; Metazoa; Chordata; Mammalia; Rodentia; Spalacidae
Gene: Hoxb2
Product: homeobox B2
Exons: 2
Coding region: 42-1112 (356 amino acids)
Biological process (GO): regulation of DNA-templated transcription
Molecular function (GO): DNA-binding transcription factor activity, RNA polymerase II-specific; DNA binding
Source: RefSeq, a predicted model, not a curated record